UGUGACCAAUUUGCGGCAUUGAAGUGGCAUCGAAUACGAUCACUGGAAUUAAGGUCAUACGUCACCAUUUUCAUAUUACUGGCAUUACCGCUAGGUUCAUUUUAUGAUAUUGUUUCGUCCAAAAUAAAAUAUACAGAAGGCCUAUACCUAUUUUCAAACAAUAAAGUUCGAUCUAAACCGGAAAGCACGUGGUCGGAUGAAAAUAAAAUGUGGAUCACCCCAAGUUAUUAUACCGAAAUGGAUGCAUCGGGCAAUAGGAAUAUAGCACACAUCAUUGCAAAAAUUCGAUACUUUCUUGACAUGAAUAAAGUACUCACGUUAACGUUGUUUGUGAUGUGUGCAAGCUUUUUCGUGCUGGCUAUUGACCUUACUUCUACCACACGACCUAUUAACGGUAGUAAGAUUGCCAGUGAUAUAUUGAUAGCUCACAUUAACAUUGCAUCAAUAAUCGAAUGGCUAGCUCUCAUUUUAAUCUUUUAUCCCCGGAAAGGAUUUGUGGGUACAACAUCUGUCAGUAAUAUAAUUAAUACCGGCUCUGUAAACGGUGAAUCCUUUGCACUUUCACAAACCAAAGCUAGCAACACGCCAGGUACCGGUGUAGGAACUCCUACUUCUCCCGCCGACCCUUACAUUGAUCGAUUUGUAGAAAAAAGCGCCGUUAAUACGGAUAAGUAUGCCAUGCAUUCCACCUCCGCCACCUCAAAAAAUUCUGCUGCAAAUAUCACAGUACCCCCCGUGGCAUCUACAUCGAUAUCUGAAUCACCAAUGUCAUUAUUAAAACGAAAUAUUUCGAUAUCAAAGGAUGGAAAGAUGGUCUACAGCGAAACAAAACCUCUAGGAAAGGUUCGUGGCUCUGAAUUUGUAGCUGUCGAGAAGGCCGACCCAAGUGUGAUAUCAUACUUUAUGGAUAAAGAUGAUAUGGCAAAUUCGAUUCCACCCUUACCACAAUCAUUGGAUGUGACAAGAUCACAAUCGUCUCUGUCACAACAGAUAUCUGCAUCUUCAUUGAAUGAUACGAAUGCGACAACAUCUGUCACGGUGAUGGAACCGGAGCCAAGAAAAUCAUCACAACAAGAAAGAAUGAUGGUACUACAACGACAACAAGAAGAUUAUAAUGCAUUAAGGAUGGCUACAGCGAAAUUGCAACAACGGGGCCCAUCUGCAGAGUUGGAGCGGUCUGGUGGCUUUGCAUCAUCAACUGCAUUGGAAGAACUCUCACAACCGCAAAUAAAUUCCGAUAUAACUAAUUACAAUGCUCCAUUAAAAGAGGAAGAUGACAUACUAAAUGAUGAAACUUCUGAAGAAUUUUUUUACGCGAUGUAA
This is a messenger RNA of Acaulospora morrowiae, 1323 nucleotides long. The record is from the annotation of a GenBank genome assembly. NCBI's taxonomy places the organism in Eukaryota, Fungi, Glomeromycota, Glomeromycetes, Diversisporales, Acaulosporaceae.